Messenger RNA from Nymphaea colorata (pocket water lily), 647 nucleotides. RefSeq lists its product as uncharacterized. The record is from RefSeq and is a predicted model, not a curated record. The coding region runs from base 1 to 531 and encodes 176 amino acids. The transcript has 7 exons. NCBI's taxonomy places the organism in Eukaryota, Viridiplantae, Streptophyta, Magnoliopsida, Nymphaeales, Nymphaeaceae.
AUGCGGUGGAGCUUCGUAGUCUUUGGGAUGGAAGCCAAAUGUUAUGCAUGUACAUUGCCUGAGAGCUCGAAACCACAACCUCUACGCCAGAAAUCUCCUACAAUUGCAGAGAUUGCUGCAGAAUUCUAUUCCAAAAUUGUGGAUGUUUGGGUGAUCAAUCUUGCAAAUGCUCCAUCAGUUGUUGGCAAGCAUUUAGACGAUGAGUGUCUUGAAGAUUUCAUCAAAGGCCUUAUUCUCUUUGUUUCUUCUUUUUUUCAUGUUGAGAGGAGAUUUGCAGAGCCGCUGGAUGGAAGCCCAUCCUUGCCGUAUCUGAUCUUCUGGAACCCAGCCAAAUUCUUGCCUCUUUUUUAUGAAGCCGCUCACAUGGCUCAGGAAGUUGUGUUUGAAGCAUGCAAAAGUUGCAAGGAGAUGGUGUUGGAGGAGUCCUUGCAUAUGCACAUGGUUAUGUGGGUGGUUCUCCAUUGGAGUGUUCCAAUGAAUCAAAAUGAGAAAUGGAGCCUAUGGCUGUUAUUAGUAGGUGAACUGGCAUGAUGAGGAUGGUCUCUUCAUUGGUCAUCUGAAUCAGAAACAUCCGGAAAGAGAAGCUUCUCUCAUAACUGGAAAAGAUGCUACUUGCAUCCGCAAACAUGAUUUUCAGGCCAUCAAAC